AUGGCUACGGAGGCGUUGAACAAGGACAUCGAGCGUGUGCAGGAGAAGUUGCGCGAGUUGGAAGGAUCAAUAGCGAAUCUUAGACCAAGUCGGAGAGAGUACGAAGGUGGCGGUCCGGGUCUCAAACGUCGCAUUUCACAUGAAGGUUUUGCUAAUGACCGUUAUUCGAAUGGGAGUGGGCGUGUGACUGUGGUGAGCGAUGCAUCACCGAUGGGCUUCAAUAGACGUAGAAUUGAAAUGGUGCGCAGUGAUGAACGCCCAGGCAAGCGGCAACGUCUGGAUUACGACGAAAUGGAUGAUGAAGAUGAUCGCGACAUGCGUCCGAAACGAACGCUGGCGUCAACAGUGGUUAUGCCAUCUAUUGAAACGAAGAGCCGCGAGGAGAAGAUCGAAGAGAUGAAUAAGAACGAGAAAAAAGAAGUCACUACUAGAAACCGUCGUAUGUUCUCGAACCUCCUCAUGGGCACGCUCACUCGUUUUCAAAGAGACGAGAAAAAGAUACAGAGUGUUGAAAAAAUUCAAGUGGGAAUUUAA
Messenger RNA from Strongylus vulgaris, 534 nucleotides. NCBI's taxonomy places the organism in Eukaryota, Metazoa, Nematoda, Chromadorea, Rhabditida, Strongylidae. The record is from the annotation of a GenBank genome assembly.